UGUGACGCAUAAAAGGAGUGUCCCUAGCAGCAGCCAUUUUGCCCGAACCGGCGACACGGUAUUGCGGUGCGGUUAGACAUUUUUCUUAACUGCAGUGGUGUUCUAUUGCUACUUCCAAUGAUUAUCUAUUUUCAAUUUUAAUCGUUUAGUCUUAUAAAUUUCACAUCACACCUGACGGUGAAUUUUUUCAGGGCAUCAGUAAUAUAGUCAUCUCAGAUCAUCAAAAAUGUCCGUCGACAAGGAGGAAUUGGUGCAGCGCGCCAAGCUUGCUGAGCAGGCUGAGCGAUACGACGACAUGGCGGCCGCGAUGAAGGAAGUCACCGAAACCGGAGUCGAGCUCAGCAACGAGGAGAGGAAUUUACUUUCCGUCGCCUACAAGAACGUCGUGGGCGCUCGACGGUCAUCAUGGCGAGUCAUAUCCUCUAUCGAACAGAAAACCGAAGGUUCGGAAAGAAAGCAACAAAUGGCAAAAGAAUAUAGGGUUAAGGUAGAAAAAGAGCUCAGAGAAAUCUGUUACGAUGUCUUGGGUUUACUCGACAAACACCUUAUUCCUAAAGCUAGUAAUCCAGAAAGUAAAGUAUUUUACCUCAAAAUGAAAGGUGAUUAUUACAGGUACCUUGCAGAAGUGGCCACAGGAGAAACCAGAAAUUCCGUCGUGGAGGACUCACAGAAGGCCUACCAGGAGGCGUUUGACAUUGCUAAGGCCAAAAUGCAGCCUACCCAUCCCAUCAGGCUUGGCCUCGCACUCAACUUUUCUGUAUUUUAUUACGAGAUUAUCAACUCUCCUGCGAGAGCGUGUCACUUAGCCAAACAGGCAUUCGAUGAUGCGAUCGCAGAAUUAGACACCCUGAAUGAAGAUUCGUACAAAGACUCUACGCUGAUCAUGCAGCUGCUGCGAGACAACCUGACGCUGUGGACGUCGGACACGCAGGGCGACGGCGACGAGCCGGCCGAGGGCGGCGACAACUAAUGUGGCGCCGCGCCCAAUACGCAUUUGUUCUCAUCGGUGUUUUAUAAGAAAACGAGUAACAUUCGAGAACGUCGCGCGGCGCGGACCUCCGCGGCCGUUGCGAGCCGCUUGUAAAAAAAAUGUUAAAAAUGUCGUUCGCAGCGGACCUUCACGUUCCGUCUAAAAUUAAAUGUUAUGUGUCAUCUUUGACGGUUUUAUAUUUCUGUAUUUACACUGGAUUACAGAUAUCGAGCUGACCUGAUGAAUAUAAAUAUUUAUAACUUAAGUUAUUAAAAUUACGGUUUCUUAAGUUAAAAGUGUUUUCCUUUCUUGAUUAGAAACGACUUUACAGCCCGGUCGGCCCCCAUAUAACAUUCCUUUCGCCGCAUGUCCGCAGUGAAAUGGAGAUCAUGAUGGUGAAUUUUUUGAAAAUAAUAAAAUUAGUUAUUAAAAUUGUUAAAAUGACGCCCAAAAUAACCAAAUAAAAUUAGAUUUUCAUAUUUAUUAAAUUUACAAAAUGUAAUGGCUGUAUCAAAUUAGGGCACAAAAAACUUGUUAGUGUCUUUGUGGUUUUGUGAUGACCUCAAUAUAUAAAUACAUAUUACCAAAGCAAAUUUUAACGUUGACAUUAACCAUUUUGUUGUGCCCAUUACUGAUUUAACAUAUAGCAUUUUGGAUUUUUCAGGCAUUUAUUAGCAAAAUAGUUUUGUGAUGGACAAAUAUUGUAACAUUUCUGCUGCAUUUUAUCAGCCAUUAAUCUAUUAUAUUUUUCAUGUUUUCACCAAUAAACUUUUGUAUUAAAUACAAUUUUUAGUUUUAGAACCAAUAUUUAAAUAAACCGCCACCUAUUAACCCCAAAAA
Messenger RNA from Melitaea cinxia (Glanville fritillary), 1810 nucleotides. RefSeq names its product 14-3-3 protein zeta (gene 14-3-3zeta). The coding region runs from base 227 to 970 and encodes 247 amino acids. The transcript is spliced from 5 exons. Gene Ontology annotation, biological process: signal transduction. Lineage: Eukaryota; Metazoa; Arthropoda; Insecta; Lepidoptera; Nymphalidae. The record is from RefSeq and is a predicted model, not a curated record. Gene Ontology annotation, cellular component: cytoplasm.